UGGUUGUGAGCACUGAGUAGUACUGAUUGCGAGCACUGUUUCCCAACAGUGAGUAAAGCGCUCAUUGUUUAGUAAGAUUCGCACCGAAACAGCGUGUGUUUAACAUCCAAACAUCUAUAACACCCUUAAAAAAGCGAGAGUGAAGAUCAAUCUCUCCGCCGAUUAACAUCCAAAAUAAAACAACAUCCGCGCCGACAGACUGUCCGCAGAUAACACCCGAUAACAACAACAACAACAAUCACUAACACCACCGAAUCAGAUGGAAAACAGUGAAGCAGCGGAGGCGCCGACUGCGGUGACCAAGAAAAUUGUCGCCAAACGAAUUCAGGGAACCGUCAAAUGGUUUAACGUUAAGAACGGUUACGGAUUUAUCAGCCGCAAUGACAAAGACGGCGAAGACGUUUUUGUCCACCAGUCGGCCAUUUCGAAGAACAAUCCGUCGAAAAUGGUUCGCUCCGUCGGCGACGGCGAACUGGUUGAGUUUGAUAUCGUUGAAGGAGAAAAAGGCAACGAAGCGGCCAAUGUUACCGGUCCGGGCGGUAUACCAGUGAAGGGAUCACCGUUUGCUGCCGACCGUCGCUAUGGCGGCGGUGGUUAUGGUGGUGGCGGCAGAGGUCGUGGUCGUGGCCGCGGAGGCUACAGACGCGGCGGCGGUGGUGGAGGAGGAGGAGGAGGCGGCGGCGGAGGAUUUCGUAGAGGACCGCCGCGACAGGACGGAGGUUUUGAUGGCCAACGAAGCGACGGAGGUGGUGGCGGCGGCGGAUAUGAUAACGACCGCAGACAAGGCGGUGGCGGAAUGCGCGGCGGCGGCCGCAGACCAUUCUAUCGGCGUUUUUAUCGUCGCCGACCGCGUGGACCACCRCGCGAUGAUGGCCAGGAAAUAGACGACGGCGGCAGCCAACAGUUUGGCGGUGACAGCAGCUAUGACGAUGGACGUCGCGGUGGACGCGGUCAACGGCGUUACUAUCGCCGCUACUUUGGCCGUCGUCCCAAUAGACCACGUUCUGAUACCGAGGGAAGUCAGUCGGGAGUUGAUGGCGACGCCUCUGGAGCCGAAGGCAGAGUUCAGAAGAACGACGACGAUGAUGGACAGGGCGGACAGCGUCGCCGUCAAUCUGGAUUCCGAGGACAACGUCGCCGUCGUUACAUUAACGGUAAUCGCGGCGGUCAGCGUCGUUCAUCGCGCGGCGGUGGCGGUCGCAAGGACGGUGAAGCCGGACCGGGCGGUGACGAACAGGACAACGAUAAGGGUGUGUCCGACAAUAAGCAAUCGGGAGAGUCGGCCGAUAACGGCGCCAAAGCCGAAAAUUAGACCACCAUUUCUCUUAGAUCUAAUGGCCGACACAUUAUGUUUUAACAACAAAAAACAAUUAUUACAUUACUAUCUAUUUAUAUAUAUUGAAAAUAAUAACACCUUUUAGUUAAUAACAACAACAACAACAAUAAUAUCAACAACACAUUACUACACAUAAUAUAUAUAUAUAUAAAGAAUCUAUUAUAUCGAAAAUCUAUUACAAAAAAUAUAUAUAUUUAUAAAAACAAAUUACACUGUUUAUUACAAUAGCAUAAAGACAAACAAAAAAUAUUCAAUAAUAUUAAACAAAAAUCAUCAUAAAUAUUGUGUAAUUACAGUUUUAAAUAACAAUAAUACACUUAACAUACUAGUAGUUUGGAAAUACCUUAUAAACAAAAAAAUAUAUUAUGAAAAACAAAAAUCUUAUAAUAUAUUCACUUAAAAAUAAUAAUAAUAAUACACCGAAUUUUGAACAGUAAAUUAAUAUAAAAAAAUAAGUAAAUUUUUAAACAACAUUUAACAUUAUUAUUAUUAUAUUUAUAUAAAAAUAAGAAUAUUAUUAUUAUUAUUACAUCACUUUAAUUAUUUAUAAUUUUGAUUGAUUAUAAAAACCAACACUUAAUUAUACGCUUACCGUAAAAAAAUUAUUAUAAUAAGUGCGAGACUACCCGGGACAAAUCAAAUAUCAUUUGUAUUUUAUAAUAUAAAUUUGUAUAAUUUAUUGAUAAAACAAACAAAAAAACCACACCACACAAAAUUGAUUGCAGAAAAAAAAACAGAAAAUGUUUGCUAUAUUUAAAAUUUUGAAAAUACUAUCGAAAAAAAAACUAAUGUAUCAAUCGAUCGAUUGAUUGAUUAAUUGAAUUUUUAACGAAACUUUUUUUAUAUAAAAAAAAUUAGAUGACAUUUUUUUGUGACUAAGAUUACUAUUAUUAUUAUUACCACAAAAAACAAUUUUGGAGUAAAUUGAAUAA
Molecule: messenger RNA, 2268 nt
Organism: Oppia nitens
Lineage: Eukaryota; Metazoa; Arthropoda; Arachnida; Sarcoptiformes; Oppiidae
Gene: yps
Product: Y-box-binding protein 1-like
Exons: 4
Coding region: 260-1312 (350 amino acids)
Biological process (GO): regulation of gene expression
Cellular component (GO): nucleus
Molecular function (GO): nucleic acid binding
Source: RefSeq, a predicted model, not a curated record